Molecule: messenger RNA, 1119 nt
Organism: Rotaria sp. Silwood2
Lineage: Eukaryota; Metazoa; Rotifera; Eurotatoria; Philodinida; Philodinidae
Source: the annotation of a GenBank genome assembly
AUGGGACAUGCUCGUUCAUAUAAUGUUUAUUAUCAAAGUAUACGAAAAGAUAAACUAAAUCAAAUAUUUCAUAAUACAAAACAACUUUUACUUCGAAUUGAAUUAUUAACUAAUACCAAUGAACAUAUACCACGUAAUGGAAAUAGUAAAGAACGCCGAAAAUAUGAACAAAACAUUGUUUCAUGGAUGGAAGAUUCGGUUGCAUCAACUUGUGCAUCAUGUUGUAAAUCAUUUGGUUUAUCUCGACGAAAACAUCAUUGUCGUCUUCAUGGAUCGGUUAUUUGUAAUCAAUGUUCACAAUUUCUUUCAUUUUCCAUAGCUCGAUGUAUUAUCGAUUCAAAUAUAUCAUCUACUUCAACGACCAAUAGUCUUGCAAUUCAACAAUUAAUAAAUCUAAAAAGUGUAACUUUAUCAACGAUUAUUAAUGAUGAAUCAAAUGAAGAUUAUCUUCGUAUUUGUAUGUCUUGUGCACAAUGUUUACACAAUUAUCAUCAUCAAAUGUGUUUCAAAAAUAUUCCAAAAGAUGAAAUAUUUCAUCAUUAUGAAAAAAUUGUUCAAGCACAAAACGAAUAUAAUCAUUUUCAUCCAACAUAUUUAGCAAUAAUCGAUUCUCUUUUAAGCGGAGAUACAAAAUAUCAAAUUGUUGAUGCUCAACGUGCAUAUCGACAAUUAAAUGUUCAUUAUGACAAAAUUGAUUCAAUAUCAAAACAUAUUGCUGCAUUAGCAGAUAAAUGUUUAAAUAUAAAUGAAAAUGAUACGACAUCAAAAAAUCGUUAUGCUACAAUUUGUCGUAAUAUUCGUACAUAUUCAGUACAAGUUUUACAAAAUUUUUCUAUAUCAACUAAGCGUAUACCAAGUGAGGAUGAUAUAAAGAAAGCACAAGAUGAAAAAAAACGACUAGAUAACGAACGUAUGACAAGAACAAUUUUAACUAUUCCAGGAAUUAAUCUUAAUUCAUUAGAAAUAUCAGAAAAAUUGGAACCAUUUAUUCAACAAUAUCAUCAAGUAACACAAUUUCUUGAACAAGCUAAAUCAGCUGGACGUGAUGAUGAAGUCAGAUUAUUAGAAUCAAAUUUAAAAGAACUUGCACAGGCAAUGAGCAUUAUUCAUCAAAAUUAG